This is a messenger RNA of Linepithema humile (Argentine ant), 15100 nucleotides long. It is a transcript of the gene HERC2, whose product is annotated as E3 ubiquitin-protein ligase HERC2. NCBI's taxonomy places the organism in Eukaryota, Metazoa, Arthropoda, Insecta, Hymenoptera, Formicidae. The record is from RefSeq and is a predicted model, not a curated record. Gene Ontology annotation, molecular function: ubiquitin-protein transferase activity; zinc ion binding. Gene Ontology annotation, biological process: protein ubiquitination.
GCAUGGUGCGUGCGUGAAUGUGUGAUGGUGAUGAGAGGUGAAAUCACCGGGACGGAAAGAACAAAAACUUGAGGAGAAACAUCGCAAAGUGUGCAAAUUGUUAACCUCUCUUUCUGACUAUCGUGCAGCCCGAACAGCUCCUAAACACACUUCGCAGCCUCAGAAAACUCAUGCGAAGAACGUCUUUUUUUUAAGAAAACGCAUUGAGUUGAAAGUUUGAGUUUAGGAUAAUUUAUUUGAGUUUAGGGUUUGAAAUUACGAUAAUUUAUUAAUUAAUCUUGAGGUAACAUUGUCUAAUUUAUUGAUCUGUCGUGGAGCAGAUUAACAACCGACAUGCGAUUGCAUAGAAGCAAGAAAAGAAAGCAAUUUUUUCUAAGGAAACAAAACUAUUAUUUUUAAUUAAAUUUUAUGCAAUCUGUUCAUCUGUUUACCUUUAAAUUAAUGAAUCAGAUUGUAUAUUAGAAAGUUGUACAAGUAACACUAGACAAAAUGAGCAGCCAACUAAAUAUAACAGUGAGACCAGAAGUAAGAUUGGAUGCCAAGUGGUUGAAGACUGACUUACAACGUUUUCUUUAUCGUGAUGGAUUGGCUGAAUUGUGGAAUGAAAUGGUACGGGAUGGCGAGAUUGUCGGCUCCUUCAGUGAUGGUUUAAUCAAUUCUGCAGGAAUUGUAGCAAAGAAGGGUGAAAAUGGCCAUUAUUAUUGUGGUAUGAGAGUAUUGUCUUGUCUGUGUUGUGAUGGAAUUUGUGGUCCACAACAUGGUUGUAAUUGUACUCCUUGCCAGAAAUUGGAUGAAGAAGAAACAGCAAGAACAACAGCAAUGGUGGAGAAGGCUGUAUCUGCUCGGCGUAUAAUGGACUCAUGGCUUUGGGGACCACAGCCAUCAUUAACAGAUUUGAAAGGCUGCAUCAAUUUAUCAAUAAAGGAGCAACGUAAACUAUGUUGCAAAGUUGCAAAUAGCACAUUAUCCGCGAUACGAUUGAGACAACGCUUAAUAGUCGCCAGAAGAUAUUUCACCGCUCUGUCUCGUCACAAACCGCAGGAGAUUAAGGAUACCUCGAACCUACCAAAGUCUAUUGGAAAAUUACAAAAAACGCCGAGACCUAACGAAAAGGCGACCUUAGGACUAGCGCGUGUUGGUUCACGUGCGGCUCUCAAUUUCUCGUUCGCGUAUUUAAGACGGGCUUGGAGAUCCGGAGAAGACGUCGAGUUUUGUAGUGAAUUAUUGACUGAAUCGUUGGAAGCGUUGCAAUCGUUACCCGAGGCAACUCUCUUCGACGAAAGUAACGUCUCGCAAGUCUGGUUGGAAGUUGUAGAAAGAUCAGCUAAAUUUUUGAGACAAGUUGUUACAGGGGAAGUAACUACUGGACGAUCAUGGCGUCCAGUGCCACUGUCGGAUCAGCACACGGCCCUUUGUUUGCUAUUGGAAUUAGUUGCGCAAAGAGCCACUCUCUCUAGUUUAUUGGACUCUGUGGUUUUACUACUUCAUCUCAGUGGUAAAAAUAAAAAUCAAGACAAUCGAGUUACGCCGCCCGGAAGCACGGCACCGCUCGUGCCAUUGUUACGACGACUGAAUAUGAUACCGGCGACGAAAUCGCGCAGACAUCUUGACGGAAACGUUACACCCGGACCCUGCGAAGUACUGCUGAAAUAUCUGCGACUGCCAGACGAUGACGCCGUGUCGGUCGACCUGAGGAAAGCCGCGGUUAUCAUCAUGUGCAAUUUGAGCAGACUGGCCGCUCCCCUCUUACCACCCGCCAACGCCGAACACGGAUUUCCACGGAGCGGAAAUGGCAGGCAGACGUUUCAAGAAGUUCUAGCUUGGGGCGGUGUAAAGUUCGGGAACGGGUCAACGCCGUUUUAUUGCGACGCGAUCGCGGAGCUGGGCAUAAAACAGUUGUGCUGCACCGAGCGAGCGUUGAUGAUACUGUCGUUGAACGGCAAUGUUUACAACAUGUAUCACGGCUCCGAGACGCAAUAUCCACAGCGAGUGCACGGGUUUUCCGACAAACCGAUCAUGAUGAUCGCGUCUCAUUCCGACGGCAAGCACUACUUGGCGCUGACGCAGGACGGUUGCGUGUAUUCCUGGGGCAACGGAGACGGCGGUAGGCUCGGACACGGCGACACCGUCUCGUACGACGAGCCGAAGCUGAUCGAGGCGCUCUUGGAGAGGAAUAUCGUGUUCGUAACGUGCGGCAGCACGUACUCGGCGGCGUUGACCGCCAACGGCGAGCUGUACACCUGGGGAAGAGGAAAUUAUGGCAGACUGGGUCACGGUAAUUUCGACGACGUUCUGACUCCAACGUUAGUGACGACACUGAAGGGUCACACGGUGGUGCACGUCGCCUGCGGCAGCGGCGACUCGCAGACGCUGUGCGUGACCGCAUCCGGCAUCGUUUUUUCGUGGGGAGACGGCGAUUACGGCAAGCUCGGCAGAGGCUGCACGGACGGAUCCAAAACGCCGAAGAUCGUCGACAAACUUCUCGACAUUAACGUGGUGAAGGUGUUCUGUGGCGGACAGUUUUCCGCAGCGCUGACGGCCCACGGAGAAGUGUACACGUGGGGCAAAGGUGACGCGUAUCGCUUGGGCCACGGCAGCGAGGAGCACGUCAGAUAUCCUAAGGUCAUCGAGUUGUUGAGGGACAAGAAGAUCAAAGACCUAUCCGUAGGUACGACGCACAUAUUGGCGCUGUCGGAGGAUCAGUUCGUUUACGGAUGGGGCAGGAAUGACUACGGGCAGAUCGAUCCCACGUUAGGCCCCGUCGUGUCCGAGCCGACACUGUGCCCGACGUUGUCCUCCAAGACUGUCAUUGGCCUCGCGUCAGGGCCGACCCAGAGCUUCGCCUGGUGUAUGUCAGCGUGGUCGGGCGGCGCCAGCCGCGUGGCUUUCGUCGUCGACAUCUGCGAGGAGACGUUCCAGCUACUCGACACUCUUCUGGCGAAGUCCUGCGAGGGCCUGCCGGGCAUACGACCGCCCACGCAGGAUCGCGAGUGCCUGGCGGUGGCUACGCUCAAUCUGCUGCGAUUACAGCUGCACACAAUGCUGACGCACAACAUCGACGCUAAAUCCGUCGGACUCGCCGCCAGCAGUUCGCUGCUGAACUCGCUGAAGCAACGCUGCGUUAAUCUGGCGAGCGCGAGCGGUAUCUUGGCGACGAUACAGGAAGCGGCGCAGGCGGUCUUGCAAACCGGUUGGAGUAUAUUGUUACCGACGGCUAACGAGCGCGCGAAGACACUGUCGAGCUUUCUGCCAAAUACCACGAACAAUGUGGAGCAAUCGAGCACGGUGAAUAUUUAUAUAAACAGCGGGCAGCGGUUUAUGGCCGAUUUAUUGGUGUCGAGUUUGAUGGUGGACGGCGGAUUGGAGUUAGCGCUGAAAGCGGCGAUUAAAGCGGAAAUAGCGGACAUGCCGGACGAGAAGGACUUCCUCGACGUGGGCACAUCGAACGCCAUCAAAGUGAAGACCGAGACGAGACAGGGCUUGAAAGACGGAUUCAAUUCCGGGAAGAAUAUCACAACGAUCUCGCUGCUUCAGCUGAUCCAGCAGUUGAUCAGAAACGGCACGUGCAUCACGCAAUCCAGAUUGCAGCAAGGCUCGCAACAGAUCGAUCGAAACGAGCAUCUGCGAAGAUUUGACAAUUCACCCAGCUUGAAUCUUCUGCUGCGCUUUCAACGAUUACUGAUCGCGCAGGUGUACGAGUGCAUCACGCGCAAGUCUCGCACGGAAGAUCUGCACGAUCAAGAGAUGAUGGGCGCGGAGUCGCUGCUGAAGAAGUACAUCGCGCAAAUCUGCGACCACGCGACCGAGAUCCUGCCCUUGGCGGCCGAGAUGGGCGGCCGUUCCGUCAAGGAUUUCAUCUCCAUCGCCGGCGUGUUGAAGGGUGACAUAAUCAACGUCCUGCUGUCCGAGCUCGUGACGUGUCUGAUAUUGUUACAAGUGGAUUAUCCGAUGCUGCUGAUCGACAUGAACUGGAUGGAGGUGAUCGCGCCGAUUUUGGACGCGCUCGACCACUUUGUGAAGCUGGCGCCGACGAUGGAGAAGAACGAGGCGGACGACCUGUCGUGGCCGGGGAUCAUCGCGCCGCAGCACGGAAACAAGAUAUCCAUCCAGGAAGAACCGUCGCUAAUACGCUGGGCGGACUUGGAGAAUCACAAUCGCGACGGCGGCCUCUGGGUGGUGGUGAAUAACAACGUUUACGACGUGCAGGAUAUCAGGAACGAGAGUUCCUGGUCGCCUUACGAGGUGCUGCAGCGAUACGUUGUCGGACGGGACGAAACGACGGCGGUGGCGCAAUACGGCCAGCUGUCGUCGCCGCGCGGCAUGAUGGACUGCUUCGUCGGCUUUUACUGCCACGCCGAGCCCGACGAGAACGCGCGGGUCACGAUCGAGGUGACGGAUGUCUGCUCGUCCCUUCUGGACACGGAGAGAGCUCUGGGAUUUUUGCUGGGCCUGCACGCCUACCGAAUGCGGCAGAGUCUGACCCUUCAGUCGGCGGAAGAGGAGGCCGGCGUGUGGCUGACGGCGAAUUUCUUAAGGGGCGGCCUGCAGGUUCUGCAACCGCCGAAUCCGUACGAGGAAGAGAAGGACGAGGCGAGGAGCAACACGUCGACUGCCGCCAACUCGCCGACGGAACCGCCGUUUCCGGUGCACACGAAGAACGAACAGCAGAAGGAGAACGACGAUCGUACGAUCGCGUUUAUACACGCAUUGGCGGAGGCGCAUAAAACCGAAGACAGCCACGUGCGAACGUUCCUGACGAUAGUCGAAAGGUAUUCUAAGGCUAACAAUUUAUUCUCCCACGCUGACUUCUGCGGCGAUCAUCCCGUCGAGGAGAUCAGUCGCGUCCUCAUGGCUGUGAUUAUCAAACAUCUCGGCUUGGGGCAGCAGGCGCUCGCGUUAGCGGAACAGGAAUUGAGAUUUGCGAACAGCGCGAGGUUGGUCAAUCAACUGGCCGACAUGGCGCGCGCAAUUUAUCAGACAAAAUGGAACUUGGUGCGGAUCAGGCAGCAGCAGAACAGGAGCUACAAGGAGGUCUGCGCGCCCGCGCAGGAGAGAUGCAGAUUCCUCUUGUACGAAGUCAGAUCUGCGACCAGUCACGAAGUCAAAGGAUUCGAGGACUUGAAGCUGCUGCAUACCAUUCCUAGAUUCAAAAGAGCCGCCUGUACAGUCCUGGCGGACAUUCGCAAGAACAAGGAUUCAUCCUGCGGAGGCGGCAAGCCGGAGGACAUCUUGAACGCGUCCAUACAAAAUGCCAAAACGAAGAACAAGCCGGACGGAGAUACAACGUCCGCCGCUAAGGAAGGCCUGACCGUCGCGGCUUCUUCCACGACGAAGCUUGAAGACAUAUCGGAUAUUAAGAACAAGAUUAUGCAGAUGGCCGAAAAGAUUCGAUGCGGACCGAUACAGUGGGCCAACGCCGAUUGCAACGGCCUAAUGACGAGCAUCAUCGAGUUCGUAAUUAACGACGGCAUCGGCGGGGACGUCGAGGCGCUGCGCCGUGCGAUGUACUGCCAGAUGCAACGCGCCCGAGUGCGGGAGCAAGGCAUCCUGAUGAUGCGCGAGUUGCUAAAGAGAGAUUAUCUGAUACCAUCGGUGAAGUAUUCCCUGCUCAACGGCUGGCUCGGCUUGACAUACGAAAACAAGUCUCUCAGCGACGGGAUUACGCAUUGUCUGCACGAUAUACAACUGACGACUCCCUAUCACAAGUCCAAGGUCAUCCUGGCGGAAGCGGAGGUGAUCUCAUGGGCGGUGCAAGCUUUGCGGGCGUAUGUCGUGCAGGCGGAGCUGCCGAGCAAGCAGAAGGUGAGCGGAAAGAGCAGCCUGAAUCAGGGCACUUACACCUGGCUGCGGAAAUUGCCCAGGGCGAGAUUUCUGCUGACCAUCCUCGGCAUGUUGACGAAUUAUCAAUGCGCCAACGAGAUCGGGCUACUCGUCAAUUCGGGCCUGCUGUCGAGCAUUCUGACUCUGUUGAGGCAAAUCGGUCCGUCGUCGGCGAGCUUCUGCGAGGGCGGCGAGUGCCAGGGACAGCAGGGCGCAGACGGCGAGGCGUCGAAGAUUAAGACUGAGAUCACCGCGAUCUACGAAGACAUCUUUCUCAAGAACAAACCGCCGACGGUGCAGCUUAGCGGCAUGGAGCUGGCGGCGCUGAUGAAGGUUGGCACUCGAGUUGUACGCGGUGCCGAUUGGAAGUGGGGCGAUCAGGACGGACCGCCGCCCGGCGUUGGUAGAGUCAUCGGCGAGCUCGGUGAGGACGGAUGGAUUAGAGUGCAGUGGGACAACGGCGCGACGAACUCGUAUCGCAUGGGCAAGGAAGGCAAGUACGAUCUGAAGCUCGCCGAUCCGCCGACACCGCCGGACGACGACAGCGACGAGACCGAUAGCGACACCUCGCUCGAUGCGAACAAAGCGGAGAACAACGGUCUUCGCGGAGAGGAUUUGCAUCCGACCACUUGCCUGAAAUCGGCCUCGACGACCUUGCUGCGGAUAAUUUUACUUUCCUGCGGCGUUGAAGCGGAUAAGGUACCGGGCACGUCCAUCAAGAUCCUAACCUCUACGCUUCACGGUAUAAUAUCAACCGCAAACAGAUCCAGUGAUUUAACAACGCAGGUUCAGUUGGCGAGACAGCAUCACGAGAGUUGGGCCACUUUUGGUCUCCUGAGAGCGAUCGCGCGAUCCACGAGAUUGUGCAAGUCUUUGAGUUCGCAGACGUGGCUUGAUCUUCUGUUGAACAUCAUUGUCGACGAGUCUAAGCCUUCCCUCGAGAAGCAGAUUAUGAUCACGAAACUAUUGGCGGCCGUUCUGCCGUCGUGGGCGAACGAGAUUGUCAUUGGCGACAUGACGCAGUUCCUGGAGAAGGCCUUCGAGAUUUUGGGCCAGGUAGCUCUUACGUGCGAGAUUUCUGCCGGCACCGAACUUCAGUCGAACAAGUCCUUGUUGUCGUUGACCGCGUCGUACAGUUCCACCGUCGCUGAAGAGUUGAUAUGGCUAAUUAGAUUUCUGCAUUCUCUUCCCGGUUGGAACGACGCCAUAAACAGAUUUCUCUCGUCGAAGCUGGCCUUGGCGGUGGACGUUUUCACUGACGGUCCGCUAUAUCACAUACAAAUGAACGAGAAUGGCGGCGAAAAUAGCCUGUGCAUCCAGCGAACCGUUAUGGCGACUCUCAUCGUGAUCGGUGGUUUAGAUAAUAGAAUAAGAAUCGGUGGUUUGGUGAAUUCCGACAGCGAGGUAGGCACAGUCUGCAAGUUUAUGAAGCACUCGAAGCUUCUCGUACAACUGUGGAACGGCAAUGGAACGCGGAAGGUGGUCCCGUUUCACACGGUGAAGCGAAUUAACGAGAAAUUCCAACUGGACAGAAUGCCUUUAACGGAACCGCUCGUAUCUAUCUGGGCAAAUCUGCUUUUAGGCGCUAAUUCCAGUAUGGACAAACGACCCGGCGGCAUGCCGGUCAUCGCCGGCGUCGUCAACGCGUCGAUAUUACGCAGCCAGCAGCAACAACUCGCGGCCCUGAAUGCCGGGAAGGCCAUGCUCGCUUAUCAGGUGAAAUUGCGGAGGAUCCUGAAGUUCUCGUUGAUCAGUAACAUUAAUGACGAAGACAGACGUACUCUGCCGCUUCUUCAGGAAAUGCUGUUGCGCGCCACGAAACCGCAACCACUGAAACCGAUAUUCAAGCGUAAGGAACUAGAAGAGGCUGCUCUGGCGGUCUCUCAAUAUCUGGCGUCCGAAUUGAGACACACGCCUAUUCAACGUACAGGCCUGGCUUCAGAUCCCACCACUCCUACGUCCGACUGCUCGUUAGUUUCCUUAACGUCGAGCCAGAGGAAACACUGUAAAGGCAGCGCGACGGCGAGGAGGAGCUCCGCAGCGGUGCCCACGUGUCGCCUGGUGACUCAGUUGGUCGAGAUGGGUUUCAACAGGAAGAGCGUCGAGUCGGCAAUCAUAAACAUGAGCGUCACCGAGCUUGGCAAUCUAACGGCGGAGAGUGUGGUAGGCUGGCUGCUGGAGAAUCCGGAUGCCGCCCUCAGCGACACAGAAACCUUGUCCAGUCUGGACGGACUGACCGACGGCAGUGAUGACUCGAUCAGCGAGGAUCUGGACGACUCGCCGUCGGGACAGGAGGGCGCCACCGCUAUCGGCGGCGCACCGCCGACGUACAUGAAGCGCUCGGACUUCCUGUCCGUCGACGAGUAUGCGAUCUACGUGCGCGACAACGUGAUGCCGGGUAUGCUGGUGCGGUGCUGCAAGAGUUACGAGGAGGUAGAGUACGGCGACGUCGGCCAGGUUGUGAAGAUCGACGCGGAGAAUUUGCACGAUCUGAACGCGCAGGUUACUUGGCAGCGAAAGGGCUACAUGUACUGGGUGCGUUUUAUACAUAUAGAACUGCUUGGUUAUCCGCCGUCCUUACCGGGUCCGCCGCCCCCGUUGAAGAUCGGCGACAAGGUCAGAGUGAAAGCGUCGGUGGCCGAGCCGAAGUAUAACUGGGGAUCGGUGAAUCACCAUUCCGUUGGCGUGGUCACCGCGAUCACCAACAACGGCAAGAACGUGUGCGUGGACUUUCCGCAGCAGCACGACUGGACCGGCUGCGUCGCGGAGAUGGAGAAGGUGCCGUCCUGCCACUCGGUGACUUGUAAUUCGUGCUGCCUGUCGCCGAUUUCAGGGCCCCGAUUCAAGUGCAAGUAUUGCGACAAUUAUAAUCUGUGCGAGAAUUGUUUCUACACGAAACGCUCGCACCGGCACGGUUUCAACAGAAUCGCGGAACCCGGCUCGGCGGCCGUUUACGCCGGAAAGCCCGGCCGAUAUCAUCGGCAGGAUUUAUCGGAGUCGUAUCUGAUCGACGAUUGGUCGAAGUGUCUCACGAGUUUGAGCGUGUCCUCGCGAGAAAAUUGGGCGUCGCGUCUGGUGGACGGAUCGGGAAAAUACUGGCAAAGCUGCGGUACGCAGGGCAAGCACUGGAUUCGCCUGGAGAUGCUGCCCGGAAUAUGGAUACAUUCCUUGAAGAUCAUCGUUAAUCCGCAGGACAGCAGCUACAUGCCUUCUAUAAUUACGGUCAAUGUAGGCGACUCUUUUACUAACUUAGCGGAACUGAAAACAAUAACCAUACGAUAUUCUACACCAGACACCAGCGUCACGCUGCUUCAAGAUGUGAAAGAAUAUUAUCACUGCGUCGAGAUAGCGAUAAAGCAAUGUCGGAAUGGCGGCAUAGAUUGCAAGAUACACGGCCUGCGCAUAAUCGGUCGACAGAACAAAUUCGAAAAUCAGCUGAUGACCUCGGUGUCCUUCCUCGCGUCCGAUUGGGAGAUUCUACAGGAACAAGUGGCAGUGCAACGCAACACUGAUGUACCACCUCAACAAUCAGCCGUUUAUGUUUGGGGUUUGAACGAUAAAGAUCAGUUGGGGGGUUUGAAGGGAUCUAAAAUCAAAUUGCCCGUUUACAGCGAAGUCCUGUUGAAACUGAAGCCUACUCACAUAGCUGGUGGCAGCAAAACCCUCUUCGUUGUCAGCCAAGAGGGCAAGUUGUACGCCUGCGGAGAGGGCACGAACGGCAGGCUAGGCCUAGGAGACGACAAUAACGUGUGCGAGCCGAAACCCAUACCGUUCCUGAGCCAGUUUGUCAUCAAGAAGGUGGCGGUGCAUUCUGGCGGGAAGCACGCGCUGGCGCUCACUCAGGACGGCAAGGUGUUCUCGUGGGGCGAGGGCGAGGACGGCAAGCUCGGCCACGGCAAUUGUAUAUCGCUGGACAAACCAAAACUCAUCGAGGCGCUCAAGUCGAAGAGGAUCCGCGACAUUGCUUGCGGAUCGGGGCAUUCGGCGGCGAUCGCGAGCAACGGCGAACUGUACACCUGGGGCUUGGGCGAGUACGGUCGAUUGGGUCACGGCGACACCGUCACGCAAACGAGACCGAAGCUGGUGCAGGCCUUGGUCGGGCAGAGAGUGGUCCAGGUGGCCUGCGGCAGCAGGGACGCGCAGACCAUGGCACUGACGACCGACGGCCUGGUGUACUCUUGGGGCGACGGUGAUUUCGGUAAACUUGGCCGCGGCGGCAGUGACGGCUGUUACACGCCUCUGCUGGUGGAGCGAUUGACCGGAUUGGGCGUCGUGCAAGUGGAAUGCGGCGCACAAUUUUCGCUCGCCCUGACGAAGUACGGCGAGGUGUGGACGUGGGGAAAGGGCGAUUAUUUCCGUUUGGGUCACGGCAACGAUCACCACGUUAGGAAACCCACUCUGGUGGAGGGUCUGCGAGGUAAAAAAAUCGUUCACGUAGCCGUUGGCGCGCUGCACUGUCUUGCGGUGACCGACACGGGUCAGGUGUACGCUUGGGGCGACAACGAUCAUGGGCAGCAGGGUAACGGCACGACGAGCGUGAACAGGAAGCCGUCGUUGGUGCACGACUUGGAAGACGCGAGGGUGAACAGAGUUUCCUGCGGCUCUAGUCACAGUAUCGCUUGGGUGCUGGUCGAUCAGCCUAGCAACGGCAACCAGGAACCGGUCACGUUUCCAACAGCGAGGGAUCCGCUGGGACAGAUGUGUCUGGGUCUCAGCAGCACGCCCGAGCAAAACUGCAUUGUCACCUCGACGAAUGGUGGCGGCGCCACCCGGCCGUCACUAGCCACCAUAAUACUCACGCUGGAGAGCAAUGUUGCGAAGCAGCAAGCUUUGCAGCACGUAAUUAAUGCCCUUCUCAUUAUGCAGGCGCGAGCAGCGAUAGUGACGUCUCUGCAGAGUCAUUCCACGUUGCACGGUUGCGCGUCGGCGAAGCACGCGCCGAUCGCACCAGUGAUGGACAUAAUUCCACCUCAGGAAGUAGCCAUGACGUCGAGCACCGAGCACGCGGUUUAUCAAAACGUGGGCGACAUCGCGCAGGGAGGUGGCGAGGCUCCGGCGAACGUCGCGGAGGCCGUUGUCGUGGCCACCAGCCCGAAAAUGACUCCCGAAUCAGAAGAUUACCCGCUAGCCAUGCUGGCAAUGUCCAUGUCUAGCUCUGCUAGUCUAUCGUCACGUGCCUCGAGGAUGUCAACGAGCGCUAUGAGCGUCAUUGCGGCUACUUUGACGUCCAACGCUCAAGUAGUGGGCGAGGACGGCGCCAUGGCAUCCGGCCUGGACGAAUUCACGUCAGCGUUGACAGAGGACGACGCGAGAGUCCUGGUUGACCUGCUGAAGCUGGCGGUCGCCAACAGAGUUUACGCAUCGGCCAAAGAGACGACAUCGUCAGUAUUAAUUGCUUUAGGUAAAGUCAACGGCUCCAUCGGCAGCAUGUUGUUAGAACUGUGCGUGACAGAAUUGGAGGACACCGCGGCGAACAGUAAUAACGUGAAUAACACGCCGCAGCCUGUGAUCCAGGAGACACCGCAUCCUUAUAUAGACGACACCACGUUGACCGGCCACGUGAAAAUUCCCGGCGCGGAAGCGCUACGCGUGGAGUUCGAUCGGCAGUGUUCCACGGAGAAGCGGCACGACCCGCUCACGAUAAUGGACGGCAGCGGCAGAGUAGUGGCCGUCAGAUCCGGCAGGGAGUGGACCGAGUGGGGGCCGGAAAUUAAAAUCCAAGGGAACGAGCUCAGAUGGCGAUUCUGCUCGGAUGGCUCCGUGAACGGCUGGGGCUGGAAGUUCACCGUCUACCCGAUUCUGGCGAAAACGGCACCGUACGAGCUCGAGUCCGACCGUGCGGUGCUGUCGCAGCCGAACAUAGCUCUAGCCGAGCAUCUACUUAUGGACAACAGUCUGAUAAAUUCCGACAGGAACGUCGCCUCCCGCCUGGCCACCGCUCUGAGCCAGUGCAGUCAACUGAGCACCCUGUCCGCACAGCAGAGAAUGUGGGCGUUGAGAAAAUUGCAGGUGGUUUACACGAAUGGACCGGGCAUAAAGCCCGAAGUGGCACUCUCGUCCUUGCUAAGUUCACUGCCGCAAGCGCUCUUGAGACAGUACGCGUACGAGGAUCCCCUGGUGAGAGGCGGCAAGCAACUGAUGCACAGCGACUUCUUCAAAGUCCUCGUAGCGCUCGCGUGCGACCUCGAACUGGACGGGAUGCAGUUCUGUUCCGAGGUGCACAAGUGGUCCUGGUUCCGCAGGUAUUGCCUGGCGGCGCGCGUGGCGAAGUCGCUCGUCGAGCGCACUUCGCUGCCGAGAGCGUUCUGCCACGAAGUCACGAAGCAGCUGAACGAAAUGGCGAUGGACGGAGACGCGGAGUACACGAAGGAUCACGAAAAUCACAGUGUGUUCAAGCAAGGACACGACGAGCAGCUGCUGCAGUGGCUGAAUCGCCGACCGGAGGACUGGACGCUGUCCUGGGACGGAUCCGGCGCGAUUUACGGAUGGGGUCACAAUCACCGAGGUCAAUUAGGAGGCCUGGAGGGUCCGAAGGUCAAGUUGCCUGCACCGUGCGAGAGCCUCUCCGCGCUCAGACCCAUUCAACUAGCCGGUGGCGAACAGACCUUGUUCGCCGUCACUGCCGAUGGAAAAGUUUAUUCAACAGGUUACGGAGCUGCGGGACGUCUUGGAAUAGGAGGAACGGAUUCCGUUAUGAUCCCGGCAUUGUUGGAGUCCAUUCAGCACGUUUUCAUUAAAAAAGUGGCCGUCAGUUCCGGCGGAAAGCAUUGCCUUGCUCUAAGUUCAGAGGGUCACGUGUAUUCCUGGGGCGAAGGCGACGACGGCAAAUUGGGACAUGGUAACAAAGUGUCGUUCGAUCGACCGAAGUUGAUUGAGGAUUUACUCGGCCUAGAAAUCGUAGAUAUAGCUUGUGGUGGACAUCACAGUGCCGCAAUUUCGAGCGCUGGUUGGCUAUACACUUGGGGAAAAGGACGUUAUGGACGUCUCGGACAUGGCGAUAGCGACGAUCAAUUACGACCGAAAGUAGUGGAGGCUUUACAAGAUUACAAGGUGAUCGAUGUAGCUUGCGGGAGCGGCGACGCACAGACACUUUGUGUGACCGAUGAUGAUGCCGUGUGGAGCUGGGGCGACGGUGAUUACGGAAAGUUAGGUAGAGGCGGUAGCGACGGUUGUAAAGUCCCGCUGAAGAUAGAUUCCUUGGUCGGACUCGGUGUGAUCAAAGUCGAAUGCGGCAGUCAAUUUUCAGUCGCUCUAACGAGAUCCGGAGCGGUUUAUACCUGGGGCAAAGGUGACUAUCAUCGCUUGGGCCACGGCACGGACGAUCAUGUACGUAGACCACGUAAGGUAGCCGCGUUGCAAGGAAAGAAGAUUAUUUCAAUAGCUACGGGCUCAUUGCACUGCGUCGCGUGCUCCGACAAAGGGGAGGUCUUUACGUGGGGCGACAACGACGAAGGCCAGCUUGGCGACGGCACCACGAGCGCGCUUCAUCGGCCCAGAUUAGUGCACGCUUUGCAAGGGAAGAAAAUUACGCGAGUCGCUUGCGGUAGCGCGCAUACGCUAGCUUGGAGCACCGCAAAGGCCACGCAGAGCAGAAUGCCGGCCUCCACCCCUAUGGAGUACGACUUGGUUAAAGAUCUGUCGUAUUCCGUACUGCGCAAUAGAUUAGUGUUACUACACCACUUCGCGGAGCUUUUGUGCCCCGCUUUGGCUAUGUUUCCAAUCACCGGCCAUGUUGGACUGAGUAAGCUAGCGCCUAUGCUGGUGUACAGUAUAAAGGAAGCGACGUUCCGCAAAGUCAUUCAAGCUACGAUGGUCAGAGACCGCCAACAUGGGCCUGUGAUUGAACUGAACAGGAUACAAGUGAAAAGAGCCAGAGCUAAGGGCGGUUUAGCGGGACCGGACGGCAUCAAAUCCGUUUUCGGUCAGAUGGUAUCGAAGAUGUCCCUCCUCACGCAGGACGUGCUAUUUCUACCUCACAGAGUAUGGAAAGUGAAAUUUGUCGGGGAGAGCGUUGACGACUGCGGCGGUGGUUAUAGCGAGAGCAUAGCGGAGAUGUGUGACGAAUUGCAGAAUGGUUCCUUGCCGCUGUUCAUACCCACGCCGAACGGCCGCGAGGAUAACGGCACGAAUCGAGACUGCUUCUUGUUGAACCCCAUGGUCGAUUCCCAGUUGCACAUGAACAUGUUCCAAUUCUUGGGCACUCUCAUGGGCAUCGCCAUACGCACGGGCAGUCCACUGAGUUUAAAUUUAGCCGAACCAGUCUGGAAGCAGCUUGCUGGCAUACCUCUGACACCGGCGGACUUAACCGAAGUCGACAGAGAUUACGUUCCUGGCUUACUUUGUAUCAGAGACAUGGAUCCUGACGAGAAAGUCUUUCAAACUUUGGAAAUGCCAUUUUCUACGCCAUCCGCUGCGGGACACGAUGUGGCAUUAUCUAACAGAUAUCUUAAGAUAACACCUGAAAAUAGACAUGAAUAUGUAAGAUUGGCGUUAGAUUAUAGAUUACACGAAUUCGAUGCUCAAGUAGCAGCUGUACGAGAAGGUUUAUCCAGAGUGGUUCCCGUGCCGUUGUUGGCAUUGUUUAGCGGUGCGGAACUUGAAACGAUGGUUUGCGGCAGUCCAGAUAUACCUCUUAAUUUAUUAAAGUCUGUUGCAACGUAUAAAGGUAUUGAAGCGACCGCACCGCUUGUUCAAUGGUUUUGGGAAGUUAUGGACGAAUUUUCCAAUCAAGAACGAUCACUUUUCCUUCGUUUCGUUUGGGGCAGGACACGUUUACCGCGCACAAUCGCAGAUUUUAGAGGCAGAGACUUCGUUUUACAAGUAAUGGAUAAGUACAAUCCACCGGACCAGUUUCUUCCUGAAAGCUAUACUUGCUUUUUCCUUCUGAAAAUGCCGAGAUAUUCGUGUAAAGCAGUUUUGCGGCAAAAGCUGAAAUAUGCGAUUCAUUUCUGCAAAAGCAUCGACACCGACGAAUACGCUCGUGUGCAAGCUGCAACUAAUUCAGAUACCGAGGACACGGAUAGUUUAGCGAGCGAAGAGCACACUUCGCUUUAGAUCAUUCGCCAAGUGAAAAAACGGUUGUUUGUGUUUGAAGUGGCAUUUUGUUGACUUCUUUAUGAAUGUGUUCACGGGAUUUUCUCCAAAAAAAAAAAUCCUAUUUUUCUUACACAGUACUUAUCACACUGCAAAUACUUAAAUAUAUGUACUGCUUUUGUAGCACGACCAGUUUAUUGUAUAGUAGAUGAUAAUAAUGAAAGAUAAAAAACCUAUUAAGAAGAAA